Aspergillus fischeri NRRL 181 is the source of this 480-nucleotide messenger RNA. Its product is annotated as 40S ribosomal protein uS19. The record is from RefSeq and is a predicted model, not a curated record. Gene Ontology annotation, biological process: ribosomal small subunit assembly; translation. The transcript is spliced from 5 exons. Gene Ontology annotation, cellular component: cytosolic small ribosomal subunit; ribosome. The coding region runs from base 1 to 480 and encodes 159 amino acids. Gene Ontology annotation, molecular function: structural constituent of ribosome; RNA binding. Lineage: Eukaryota; Fungi; Ascomycota; Eurotiomycetes; Eurotiales; Aspergillaceae.
AUGGCUGACACCGAAUACAACGCCGAGGAGGCUGCCGACGCUUCUCGCCGAACAGAGAUCAAGAAGAGAAGACAAUUCCGCAAGUUUACCUACCGCGGAAUUGACCUCGACCAGCUCCUCGACCUCUCCUCCGAACAGCUCCGCGAUGUCGUGCACGCCCGCGCCCGCCGCAGGUUCAACCGUGGUCUGAAGCGCAAGCCCAUGGGCCUGAUCAAGAAGCUCCGCAAGGCCAAGCAGGAGGCCAAGCCCAACGAGAAGCCCGACCUCGUCAAGACCCACCUGCGUGACAUGAUCAUUGUCCCCGAGAUGAUCGGCAGUGUCAUCGGUAUCUACUCCGGAAAGGAGUUCAACCAGAUUGAGGUCAAGCCCGAGAUGGUUGGCCACUACCUUGGUGAAUUCUCCAUCACAUACAAGCCCGUCAAGCACGGUCGUCCCGGUAUCGGUGCCACCCACUCUUCUCGUUUCAUUCCCCUCAAGUAA